Molecule: messenger RNA, 1616 nt
Organism: Oryzias latipes (Japanese medaka)
Lineage: Eukaryota; Metazoa; Chordata; Actinopteri; Beloniformes; Adrianichthyidae
Biological process (GO): regulation of transcription by RNA polymerase II
Cellular component (GO): chromatin; transcription regulator complex; PcG protein complex
Molecular function (GO): DNA-binding transcription factor activity, RNA polymerase II-specific; RNA polymerase II cis-regulatory region sequence-specific DNA binding
Source: RefSeq, a predicted model, not a curated record
CUCGUCACGUGACCAUGACAGUUUCCUCUCAGUAUUGUAACACACUUCCAUGUUUUUCACCCAAAGCAGCAGCUGUGAUGUGAAACAGCCGCAGCCGCGCGCGCCUCGUCCUCGACGUCCAGGUGCGGAGAACGUGACCCGCGUCGCAGCGGUCCGGAGAUGGGAGACAUGACGAAGUCUGUGGCUUUCCAGAGCAAGUUAGCCUCCAUCGUGGAGAUGCUCGCCAAAGCAGCCGUGCUGGAGAUCAACAAACUAUGGGAGGACAGCUUUGCUCUCGUGCAGGUCGAGCUUCGCCGAAGAGAAAGCGAAAUCGUAGCGCUCAACCGUAAGAUCAAGUUGCUGGAAAACGAGGGAUUGUCCGGUUCCGAGAAAACUCCAAAUAAGUCACAAUGUUUUCCAAAGAAAGAUCAGUAUAACAACAACAAGCAGCAGCUGCCCCCGCAUGGCGAUGACCUUCCAGUGGAACCAGUCCAGGCGAUCCCUUCUGACCAGAGCGUCAGAGAUCAGGCCGACUCCCCAGUGAACACAAGGACAUCACCGCUUCCUCCCACGGUGGAGAAGCAGAGCGAGCAGCUCAAAGCUGACGGCUCCACCACCGAGGACGGAGAGGACGAAAACCUAACAGUUAAGAUGGAAGACGAGGACGAUGUCCAGAUCGUGGAGCAGCGGUCGGUCUGUCUGGACGGUCACCUCGAGAUGGAGGAGAGUCAACGAGCAGCUGAAGCUGAGCAGGAGCUGGAGACUCAGCUGUGGUCGUCUGUUGUGGUGGGCGACAGCGACGCUGCAGAAGACUCGGACUGCUACUUGGAGCCGCAGCAGCCGUCGCAAAACCUGGACUCUGAGAUCCUGCUGAUUCAAAACGCAUUGGACAUUUUAGAAAGCUCAUCAGAGACGGUUAGCUCUGACAGGUCUGUCGGUGAGAACACAGCUGUCCAGUGUGUUUCAGGCAAGUCCAGAAGUUCUGGCACUUUCCGCCAAACUCAACCAAGUAGACCCGCAGAAUCAACCAAUCACCACGAGAGAGGAACGUCGGUCCGAUUUCUGUUAGAAAAACAGCAGCAAAGUAAGAACGUUCCCCCUUUCCACACGGACAACCGAUUCUUUCUCCUGAACGACCAAGAGCUGCACAAAACCAUAGCCAGUCGACGCAUCAAGGAGAAGUGGUACAUCUGCCCGUUCUGCGGCAAAAGCUUUGAUCGGGUCAGCCACCUGGAGAUCCACCAGCGGAUUCACACGGGGGAGAAGCCGUACACGUGCGACACCUGCGGCAAAAGCUUUUCCCAGAGGAGCAACCUGCGCACCCAUCAGCGGACUCACAAGGAGGCGCUCAGUCAGAACGCAGUUUGAUUCCGGGGGCGGGGCAUCGGCAAAGACAAAAACUGGAAAACAGUCGUUGAAGUUUAGAUUAACAAAUGCAUUUUUAAAACCCAAUUUUAAUGUGUCUAAAAUGUUUAGUCAUGGAGUGAUUGUGAAGAGAUGAAGUUGGGACUUCUGAGCUCCAAACUUGGCUUUGGUCUGAAACAUUUAGACCAUUCCUUGGACGUUCCCACUGCUGGGUCUGACUGUAGCUUAUUAACAGGCACUCAGUUCAAAUAAACAUUCAUUCCCUACCUCUA